CGAACUAGGAUUCAUGACCAAGUCCCUGAUAGGUCCAGUUGAGUACUGAACGCAAGCCACCGGCCGUCUAGAGCGAUAACAAGAAAAGGGGACGUGAAUCUUGACGAUCAGGUACAAACGUGGUAGUAUCAUGUGAAGUUGCAUGCAAGCAUACGUGAAAACAUCCCAGGUCAUGUUUGAGAAAGCAUUCAGGGCUCUCGGGUCUGUGCCACCAAGUCCGCCAAACGUGCGUCCGAUUCAAUGUUUGGAAUCGGACGUCGAAUCAAGUCAAAAGUAUGACGAAUUCCGGUUAUCGAAAAAGGUCUGAAUCCCAGAACGUUUUCCGUACACUCCUACCAGGCACACCAGUUGUCGCGGCGAUCAAGAAAAGAUGAGCUUUACAUCUGCUGCCCAUCAUGACUUCAACAACUUGACCGAUGACAGUACGAAGCUCGGCCACUGCCUACCACAUCUCCUUGAGCAUGUUGCAGAAACAUAUCUCACAAAUACUGCCGUCAUAUGUGGAUCGAGAGAAUUGACCUAUGGAGAACUCAAUCGAAGCGCAAACGUUUUAGCUGCGGUGCUAAGAAAUCGAGGCAUCGGUCGCGGUGACUUGGUUGGGAUUGCACUGGACCGCUCACUUGAUUUGGUAGUAGUGUUGAUUGCUGUGUUAAAGUCUGGCGCUGCAUAUUUGCCUAUCGAUCCGUCGUUUCCUACGGAACGAAUCCGCCAUAUCCUUGAGGAUGCCGAACCGAAGAUCGUCGUUGUCGGAGACGCAACACGAGACAUCUCACAGACAUGGGGUUACGCACGCCUAGAUCUCGAUGAAAUCAGAGAAAGCAACGAGAAACUUGAUGACAAGCCAUUCGAUGCCGACGCAGGACUGAGCGCGGAAGAUUUGGCAUACGUCAUCUACACUUCUGGUUCUACUGGAAAACCGAAAGGCGUGGAGAUUAGCCAUGGUGCUCUUUCGAAUCUGUUGCUUAGCAUGAAAGAAGAGCCUGGCUGUGACGACACAGAUCGACUGCUUGCCAUUACGACCAUCUCGUUUGACAUUGCUGCCCUGGAGCUAUUUGUUCCGUUGCUGAGUGGUGGAACAACAGUGUUGGCUAUGACACAUGAGACUAGACUUCCUGAAUCGAUUAUGGCCCUUAUACAACGGCACAGUAUUACGAUGAUGCAAGCUACACCUGCAACUUGGCAAAUGCUUCUGGACUUUGGCUGGAAGGGGGACCCUCGUCUCAGCAAGAUCCUCUGCGGUGGAGAAAAACUGAGUACCCGCUUGGCACGACGAAUGCUUCCAUGUGCGGAGGUUGUGUGGAAUCUUUACGGUCCAACCGAAGCGACUGUUUGGGCGAGCGCCUGGAAAGUGUCACCAGACGAAGAUGUUGUUAUUGGCCGGCCAGUAUCAAACUACAAGCUAUAUGUGCUCGAUGCCGAGCUCGCCGUAGUCCCGGCUGGCACAGAUGGUGAGCUUUACAUAGGAGGCGCCGGGCUGGCAAGAGGAUAUCGAAACAAGUCAGAGCUCACGAGAACGAAAUUUAUUCAUAACCCUUUCCAUGAAGGUCUGAUGUACCGAAGUGGCGAUUUAGCUCGUUAUGACGACCAGUUUAGAAUCACGGUGGUAGGCCGUGCGGAUGGCCAAGUCAAAAUUCGCGGUCAUCGAAUUGAGCUGGGUGAUAUUGAGGCUACGCUGAGUGAGCAUCCGAUGAUCUCGGAUGUGGUCGUCGUGAGUAAAGACGAGCGACUCAUCGCUUACUACAUCGCAAAUUCUAGUGGAAGGAAUCAAACUUCAAAGCUCGACAGCAUGCUUCGAUCAUGGUUGACGGAGCGCCUCCCUGUGUACUCAGUGCCAGCAUUCUUCGUAGUAUUGGAUGCCUUCCCAAUGACGCUCAAUAAUAAGGUCGACAGAAACUCGUUACCAGAUCCAGCGCACGCACUUCAGCCUGUAUUCACCAGGGAGAUAACGAGUGUAGAGUCAAGCGUUAGGCUCAUCUGGUCGAAGGUCUUGGGCCAUGAUCAGAUCGGCCCAUCAGACAAUUUCUUUGAAGUUGGUGGGAACUCUGUACUCGUAGUACAAGUCCAGAAGGAGUUGGAGAAACAUUUCGCGAGGCGUAUAUCCUCGGCUUUGAUGUUUGAGCAUUUUACUCUUGAGGCUCUGUCAACAUAUCUAGAGACAACCACCGCAGCAGACAGUUCGCCUACGAAGAGUAAUAAUCUCCAGGACUUGGAGAAACCCUGUAGAACAAACAAUAUUCACACCAGAAAACCCUCUCAGCGGCAUCCAGAUGGAGAUGAAGAGGCAAUUGCAGUGGUUGGAAUGUCAUGCCGGCUCCCAGGAAAUGUUUCUACUCCCCAGCAAUAUUGGGACAUUCUCGAGUCUGGUGCCGAUGUUAUCUCGGAGGUGCCGCGAGAUCGAUGGGACGCCGACGCAAUUUACAGUGAGGACCCUGACGCCAAAGGGAAGUCUUACUGCCGCCGAGGUGGCUUUCUAUCCUCGGUCGACCAUUUCGAUGCGUCGUUCUUUGGCAUAUCGCCGAGAGAGGCAACAAUGAUGGACCCAGCACAGCGCAUAAUGCUUGAAACCAGCUGGGAAAGCUUUGAGCGGGCUGGUUAUACGAUUGAAAGCCUACGCGGAAGCCAAACAGGGGUCUAUAUAGGUACAUGCAAUAUCUCUGCACAUACGACUGCGCCGCCUGGAGAGAGACUGGACGGCUACAACGUGACGGGUACCUCAUCUGGAACCAUGUCCGGACGAAUCUCGUACAGUCUUGGGCUUGAAGGUCCAAGUAUGACAAUCGACACCGCCUGUGCCAGUUCUCUGGUCACAACGCAUUUGGCUUGCAACGCACUUCGUGCUGGUGAAUGCGAUGUUGCAUUGUCUGGCGGAAUUACACUCCUCCUAAACCCUGGUAUGCACAUUGAGUUCAGUAGACUUCAGGGAAUAUCAAGAGAUGGGCGGUGCAGGGCAUUUGCGAAAGACUCUGGCGGGACAGGGUGGGCUGAAGGUUGCACCUGUGUCGUGUUGAAGAGAUUGCGCGACGUUAAACCUGGCGAGACCGUACAUGCGCUCAUUAAGGGGUCUGCAGUGAACCACGCGGGCCGAAGUGCUGCCGGAUUGACCGUGCCGAGUGGGUCUGCCCAACAGUCCUUGAUCCGUACCGCGUUGGCUUCCUCACAACUGGCCACUGAUGAUAUCGACUAUAUCGAGACCCAUGGCACAGGUACGAAACUUGGAGAUCCUAUUGAGGGGGGGUCGCUCGCAGCGGUGUUUGGCGGACGCAGACAGCCAGAGGGGCUUGGCGUACAGUCGAAAAGCCUCCCCCUAUACAUCGGAUCAACUAGUGUCAAAAGCCAAAUAGGCCAUACUCAAGCAGCAGCGGGUCUAGCCGGACUGCUCAAAGUUGUUUUGGCAUUGAAAAAUGGCAGAAUUCCGCGAACUUUACAUGCUACAGAGCCCUCUUUAGAGAUAGAUUGGCAGAGUGCGAAUAUGGAGUUAAUCCAGCAACCUAAGUCGUGGCCCGAACAGACUGGCCGACCUCGACGGGCUGGCGUAAGUGCGUUCGGCAUCGGUGGAACCAAUGCACACGUGAUCGUAGAGGAAUGUCCUUCGACAAGAGAACCACAGUCGGACGUGGUAUCAGCAACCGACUUUCCAUUCCUAUUAUCUGCCCAUUCAGAAAAUACACUCAUUGAACAGGCCGCAAAACUUGCACGCCACCUUGAGAGCACCAGCGACUUUGAUAGUGCUCGCCUCAGCUAUUCACUGGCUACCACUCGGACUCAUUUUCAGCGGCGAAUUGCCAUUCUGGCGAAGGACAAACCCACACUAAUCAAAGAACUUCGUUCUGUCUCAAAUUCAGCUGUUUCCACAACUACCAGUCAAAGGCCGUGCGUAGCAAUGCUCUUCGCAGGGCAGGGAAGCCAGUAUCUGGGCAUGGGUAGGAACCUUUACCAAGUAUAUCCUGUAUAUCGAAAUGCCAUGGACCAAGUCUUAUCACAUUUCACCUCAUUAGACGAAGGUAAAUCGCUAAGAGAAGUCAUGGAGGCCGUCCCAGGUAGCGAUGACUCUCUACUCAUAGAUCGUACUAGCUUCGCACAGCCAGCCCUUUUCGCGCUAGAAGUAGCUCUAUGGGAGCUUUGGAAGAGCUGGGGAGUACAGACAAAGCUGGCUAUUGGUCACAGUGUCGGCGAGCUUUCGGCUGCUUACUGUGCUGGCGUCUGGAAUCUAGCGGAUGCCUGUCGUCUCGUUGCUGCGAGAGGACGACUGAUGCAGGCUGUUCCUACUCGAGGCAGUAUGGUCUCUCUUGAGGCUAGUGUUACAGAGGUAUCAACAGCAAUCGUUGAGGCGGGUGUGGAUGGCUUGGUGAGCAUCGCAGGCCAUAAUACUCCCACGCAGACUGUGGCUUCCGGGGAUUCGGACGCCAUCAAAACCUUAAUUACCUACCUCAGUACGUACGACCGCACUGUGAAGAUAAAGCUACUUCCGGUCUCACACGCCUUCCACUCGCACCACAUUGAUAGCAUACUGGGAGACUAUCAAGCGGUUCUCGAUACUAUGCGGUUCUCUUCACCCACGAUACCAAUCGUGAGCACACUGACAGGCAAGCUAGCUCAGCCAGGCCAACUCGAAAGCCCCAGCUAUUGGGUAGCGCAGGCGCGUAGAGCUGUUUGUUUUGUUGAAGGAAUGCAAACACUGAGUCAGGAGGGCGCCAAUAUCUUCAUUGAAAUGGGACCGCAAUCAACUCUGACCGGGAUGGGAGCAGCUUGUCUUUCCUCCGACGAUUCUCUUGCCUGGCUACCAUCGCUAGCAAAGAGUGGCAGGUCAGUGAUACAGCAUACAGUUACACAACUACAUGUGCGAAGAGUUUCUAUAUAUUGGCAUGAGUAUUUUGGAUCGUUUGGUCGCUUUCAACCCGUGGAGUUGCCAACAUAUGCAUUUCAGCGAGACUACUUCAUUCCUUUGCGGAAUCAGGGGAGGGAAUUCUCCAAGCAGGACAACAACGCAAACGACCGAAGGCAACAGCAACGUACUAAACAUGAUACAAUGGUUACAGACCGCUUUGCCUUUGAAGUUUCAUGGCAACAACGAAAUCAGGAGCCGAUAACUCCUCAAAUUGGACUAGGAGGCAAAGGCUGCUCAUGGGGGUUAUUAUGUGGCCCUUGCAUGGACGGUGAACAACCUAUAAUGCCCCUGAAGCUAGCGUUAUCACUGAUGGGUAUACAACUACUACCAGUGGCGAACAUUUGCGAGGCUCAAACUCUACAGAUUGAUGGAUUAUUGUGUUUUUGGAAUUCCGGAACAAACUUGCCUAAAGCUCAGGUCCCCGACCAUGUUCAGAAGUUGACCUCGGCUGGACUGCUACAGCUACAGGAUGCAGUCCGCCUGCAGUUUCAGCCAUGGAUAGUCUGGGUCACACAGAACGCAAUAGGAGCUGGUGCUGAGGAUGAUGGAGUCUCGGGACUUGCGGCGAGCCCACUAUGGGGACUCAUGCGCACUGCUCGAAAUGAGCAUCCCGAGCUGCGUAUGCGUCUAAUCGAUCUCGACGUAAAUCCCCACGAUUUUACAAAUUCGAUUGGGUCUACGCUGAACAGUAUGCUCAAUUGUAAUGCAGAGCCAGAAUGUGCCAUGCGACAGGGAAGGAUUCUCGUCCCCCGACUGCAGCGGAUCGACAAGAGCUCAAUAAAUCUACAGCCAGAUCAUGAAAUUACGCUUCAAGAUGGAGCAGUGCUAAUCACAGGUGGUCUCGGUGUUCUCGGUCGUCACGUCGCCCGGUAUCUGGUGCAGGUACAUCACAUUCGACAUCUCAUCUUGACCUCGCGUCGUGGGAUGGAAGCCAAUAAUGCAUGCGCAACAAUUGAGGAAUUGACUGGACUUGGCGCGCAAGUCGCCGUAGUAGCAUGCGAAAUGGGCGAUCCAGAAAGUGUGAAGCUACUUCUGGCCAGCUUUAAUGACGCUGACUGCCCUCUACGUGGUGUUAUCCACGCAGCUGGCGCACAAGACAACGGCGUCUUCACAGCGCUGACACCACAGCGAUGUACCACGACAUUUGCACCCAAGGUUUCGGGGGCUUGGUAUCUUCAUGAGCUUACUCAGGCUAUGCAUUUAGAUUUCUUUGUAAUGUUUUCAUCUAUAUCUGGGAUCAUGGGUAUGGAGGGCCACGCAAAUUACGCGGCGGCUAACACGUUCCUUGAUGCACUCGCACAUCUUCGUCGUGGAAAGGGCCAACCAGCAAGUUCUAUCGCCUUCGGUCCAUGGACAGGGGACGGUAUGGCAUCCAAAAUCAUCGACUCGACACGUGUGCGUCUUAUCCAAUCUGGACUCAAUAUGCUUGCACCCGAAGAUGGAUUGGAACUGCUGGCCCAGGCGAUAUCGAAGCGGCGUACGCUGACUGUUGCUGCCGCGUUAGACCUGGAUCGACUACAGAGCUAUCACGAAGACCGAGGUAACAUACCGGGGCUACUACGCUCAUUAUUGCAACAGGGAGAGAAGAAGACUGUUGACCAAAGCCGGACCUUCAGUCAAACUAUAGCCCAGGCCGCUCGCCAGGAGCGACCUCACAUUACACUGAGCAUAGUACAAGAGACUGUUGCGAGUGCACUGGGCUUCACUCUACCAUCCCAGGUUGAUAUGGAAGCCACUCUGCAAGACAUUGGAAUUGAUUCGCUCACCGCAGUUCUUAUUCGCAACCGACUGGCAAAGCUAACGGGCUUGAGUUUACCUGCCAGGUUUGUAUUCCAGCACCCUAAUUUAAGAGCGCUCAGCAAUUUUCUGCUUUCCGAGCUAGAAGAAGAAAAUUCCUCUGCAUCUUCGCUGGACAAUUCUACACCGAAUACGACCCCAUCCUCGUCACAGCUAUGGCUCGACGUGGAGCCAAUGAAACGAGGCUGCCUUGAUGCUACUUUCACGUUUGGCAGCAAAGUCUCUACACCCCCGGAAACGGUAUUUUUGACGGGGGCCACUGGCUUCGUGGGCGCGUUCAUACUCCACGAGUUGCUGGAGCUUGGUGUGGAGGUCCAUUGCCUGGUCCGCGCUGAUGAUGAGGCUCAGGGACUACAACGUUUGCUCAGCACUCUGUCAAAUUAUAGUUUGUGGAACGACAAACACAGCUCGUUACUCCAUCCUAUCAUUGGCGACAUGGCAUUACCUCUUUUUGGGCUCACUGAAGACAAGUUUGCCGAGUUAGCAGAUAGUGUUGAUUCGAUAUGUCACUCUUCAGCAUAUUGCAAUUGGAUGGCUGACAUAGGAGAGUAUUUCGGCCCCAACAUUGUCAGUGCCCAUGAGGUUCUACGGCUGGCAGCACACGGGCGCGGGAAGGCUGUGCACAUGAUCUCCACGAUGUCUACAAUACCGAAGUAUCUAGGCUACGAUAUUAGAGAGGACGAUCCAGAGUUCGGAUAUGCAACUUCCAAAUAUACCGCGGAGAGACUUAUGGUAGCUGGGCGUUGGCGAGGUGCAAAAGUAUCCAUCUACCGCCUACCUUUCGUUUCUGCAUCGACUGCAACCGGACAUUUCCGUCUUGACCAGAAGGACUUUUUACACAACCUCAUUUCUGGAUGUUUGGAGAUGAGCAUGUUCCCCGAAAUUGACGCUGACUUGUCGUCUAUCAUACCAGUCGACUAUGUCUCCAGAACUGUCGCCAGCAUCAUGAUGAGAGAUACACAUCGGAUUGGGCAAGACUUCAAUUUCACGAAUGGCAGUGCUCUCAGUUUUAACCAGUUCUUCACUUUCAUUAUCGGCAAUAGCCCUGGGAUCGAGAUUGUUCCAUUUUCGACAUGGCGGAGCCAUGCCUUGCGAGAAGCUGCCUCAAACACGUCAAGUCUCAUAGCUCGGAUCGUUCCUUUGCUUGAAGAUGUCACUGAUGAUAAGGGGGCCUCGGCUAUGGUUUCCGGUCAUCCAGUGAUCGAGCCGAUUCUAGGAGUGAACGAUUUUCCGGUGCCAAUGGUUACUGAAGAAUCUGCAUCGAGAUACGCAAAGCAAAUCAGAAGUUCUCGGAAGCAUUUCUGUGCCUAUUGA
This is a messenger RNA of Pseudovirgaria hyperparasitica, 7996 nucleotides long. RefSeq names its product nonribosomal peptide synthetase 7. Gene Ontology annotation, biological process: fatty acid biosynthetic process. Gene Ontology annotation, molecular function: phosphopantetheine binding; fatty acid synthase activity. The coding region runs from base 371 to 7996 and encodes 2541 amino acids. The record is from RefSeq and is a predicted model, not a curated record. NCBI's taxonomy places the organism in Eukaryota, Fungi, Ascomycota, Dothideomycetes, Acrospermales, Acrospermaceae. The transcript is spliced from 3 exons.